This is a messenger RNA of Penicillium verhagenii, 891 nucleotides long. RefSeq names its product putative mitochondrial tricarboxylate transporter (Ctp). The transcript is spliced from 8 exons. The record is from RefSeq and is a predicted model, not a curated record. The coding region runs from base 1 to 891 and encodes 296 amino acids. Gene Ontology annotation, biological process: mitochondrial citrate transmembrane transport. NCBI's taxonomy places the organism in Eukaryota, Fungi, Ascomycota, Eurotiomycetes, Eurotiales, Aspergillaceae.
AUGGCUACAGCGAGCAAGGAUCCAAAGGCCAAGCCUAGUGUCCUGCGCUCCAUUCUUGCCGGCUCCUCGGCUGGAGCAGUGGAGAUUGCAAUCACAUAUCCAGCUGAGUUCGCAAAGACUCGCACGCAGCUCAAUCGCCGACUCCCCGACGGCCAGAAGUUGCCAUGGCCUCCGUUCGGCUCGCAGUGGUACGCGGGGUGCACUACUCUCAUUAUUGGCAAUUCUUUGAAGGCUGGAAUCCGAUUUGUUGCAUUCGACGCCAUCAAAGCGGCCCUUCAGGAUGAGAAUGGCAAGAUUUCGGGACCAAGAACAGUUGUGGCUGGGUUUGGUGCGGGCUUCACCGAAUCUCUUCUGGCGGUCACUCCGUUCGAGAGCAUCAAGACCCAGUUGAUUGAUGACCGAAAAGCAGCAAAGCCACGCAUGCAUGGCUUUCUCCAUGGAAGUCGUAUCAUUUGGCAAGAAAGGGGCAUUCGGGGCUUUUUCCAAGGCUUUGUACCCACUACGGCGCGGCAGGCAGCUAACUCGGCUACACGCUUCACGGCCUAUACUACCUUGAAGCAAUUCGCAGAGGGUUAUGUGGCUCCUGGAGAAAAGUUAGGAACCUUGAGUACCUUUGCCAUUGGAGGAAUCGCUGGUAUCAUCACAGUUUAUGUGACUCAACCCCUUGACACCGUCAAGACAAGAAUGCAAUCCAUUGAGGCUAGUAAGCAUUACAAGAACAGCUUCGUUUGUGCUGCCAGCAUCUUCAAAAAUGAAGGCUUCCUCACUCUCUGGUCUGGUGCUGUGCCUCGACUGGCUCGACUGAUUCUGAGCGGUGGCAUUGUGUUUACCAUGUAUGAAAAGUCCAUAGAAAUGAUGGAUCUCGUCGAUCCUGAGCGAAAGUACAUUUAA